This is a messenger RNA of Prunus avium (sweet cherry), 1064 nucleotides long. RefSeq names its product auxin-induced protein 22D. Gene Ontology annotation, biological process: regulation of DNA-templated transcription. Gene Ontology annotation, cellular component: nucleus. The record is from RefSeq and is a predicted model, not a curated record. Lineage: Eukaryota; Viridiplantae; Streptophyta; Magnoliopsida; Rosales; Rosaceae.
CAUAAACUGCAUCCUAUAAAAGUUUGAGUGCCAUCACCUAUUUUUCAUCAACAAAACCAAAUCAAACUUCAACUCCACCUGACUGAAACACACAAAUCUUAGAGCAACAGAAGCACAUUUUUCUCUCUCAAUUUUCCACUGCUAGGUCUGCAAUCUGCUAAAUAAACAAAGGUUUUGUAGCAAAUCGAUUAAGAUGGAAGGGUCAGUGAAAUAUGAGAACAAUGAAGACCAGCUCAACUUCAUGGCAACCGAGCUGAGAUUGGGAUUGCCUGGAAGCACAGAAGAGCCUGAGAACAAACAAGCAGCAACACCUCCUCCUCCUAGAAACAACAAGAGGUCAUCACCAGAUCCAACGGCGGAGGAGUGUUGUACAAAUUCUGAUCACACAGAUGCCCCUCCCACCAAGACACAAAUAGUUGGGUGGCCUCCAGUGAGAUCUUAUAGGAAAAACAGCAUGCAAGCAAGAAAGCCAGAGGCAUACGUGAAAGUAAGCGUCGAUGGAGCUCCUUAUCUGAGGAAGAUUGAUCUCAAGGUUUACAAGAGCUACCCAGAACUCCUCAAGGCCUUGGAGAACAUGUUCAACCUCUCCAAUAUUGGAAACUACUCAGAGACACAAGGCUACAUUAAUGGAUCUGACUUUGCUCCUACUUAUGAAGAUAAAGAUGGUGACUGGAUGCUUGUUGGAGAUGUCCCAUGGAAUAUGUUUGCGUCUUCCUGCAAAAGGCUGAGAAUCAUGAAAGGAACUGAAGCUAGAGGAUUGACUUCGUGUUUCUGAAAACAACCACACACAAGGUGUUAAAGAAAGACAAUACAUUAAGGAGACACAUGGAACUCCUUAAUUUUGCUUGGGUUCUCCAACAAUUGCUGAGAAUUUGAGGUUACUACAGGAAAGACACAGACAGAUAUAUGUAGCUCAGGAUACAUUUUGAUUUUCCCCUUUCAAAAUCAAUAUGUAAAGAAAAAGUAAUGGAACUUGUUAGUUGAAAUCAAAUUGUACAGAAGAUGAAAUGUUCCAUUUAUCUUAAUAAUAAGGUUAUGUAUUAUAUGUAACAAUAAGAUUACAC